AUGUUUGUAUUUGCUCUACUUUUGGCUCUUGCUUCAGCCGCAUCAUAUGGUGUAGAUGUAUCUCAACCAACAUCUGCUAGCUCUAUUUCUUGCCUUAGAAAUAAUGGGUUCACUGGAUUCUUUAUUUGCCGUGCUUGGUGUUCACCAGGAUAUUUUGAUGACAAUGCUCCAUACACUCUUGGACAAGCUCAAUCUGUUGGAUUUGUUGGAGACAAUUCAGAAGUCUAUUUCUAUCCAUGCCUCUCAUGUGGUAAUGCUGCUGGUCAAGUCCAAUCAUUCUGGUCAAGUGUUAUUGCUAACCGAAUGAAUUUUAAGAGAGUUUGGUUCGAUAUUGAAGGUCAAUGGUAUUCAGAUGUUGGAUCAAAUAGAGCCUUCUUCCAAGAACUUAUUGAUACUGCCCUUGGAAUGGGUAUUGUCUCAGGUGUUUAUUCAUCCCAAUAUUAUUGGGGAUGUAUUUUUGGAUCUGGUUAUAGUUAUGGUCCAGCUGCUUCUCUCCCAUUAUGGUAUGCUCACUAUGAUAAUUGGGCUUCAUUUGGUGAUUUCUCUUCAUUUGGUGGAUGGUCAUGGCCAACUAUGAAACAAUAUAGAGGAGAUGUUUCUAUUUGUUCUGCUGGUGUUGAUUAUAACUACAGAGAAUAA
Entamoeba dispar SAW760 is the source of this 639-nucleotide messenger RNA. RefSeq names its product lysozyme, putative. Gene Ontology annotation, biological process: cell wall macromolecule catabolic process; peptidoglycan catabolic process; signal transduction. Bases 1 to 639 code for a protein of 212 amino acids. NCBI's taxonomy places the organism in Eukaryota, Evosea, Mastigamoebida, Endamoebidae. Gene Ontology annotation, molecular function: lysozyme activity. The transcript has a single exon. The record is from RefSeq and is a predicted model, not a curated record.